Molecule: messenger RNA, 749 nt
Organism: Schistosoma rodhaini
Lineage: Eukaryota; Metazoa; Platyhelminthes; Trematoda; Strigeidida; Schistosomatidae
Source: the annotation of a GenBank genome assembly
AUGGUUGUUGUACUAGAUUCAUUUUUCGCACGAUGCGUAAUUCCAACUGUAAAAAGACAUAAAAAUAAAGAGUUAGGACUUCAUACAAGCAAGAAGAAUCGGAUCAGUAUAGUCCCGACUCAUGAAUUAGAUUUGAAAUCAAGUGUUAACUCAUUCGGUAGUUAUUAGCUUACAAAACUCUUCUCUCCAGUAGCGUAUAACAUUUAGUCACUAAUGUUUUGUAUAUAAGCCGUUUAUUUUAUUAAGUAAUAAACUAUUAUCCUGGCUGGUAAUCUCGUAUUUAAUGAAUGAUUUAAUAGUACGAUCUGAGCAAGACCUGAAGUUGGUGAUGAAAUGCUACUGAAAAGAAUGGUACUAGAUACUGCUGAUAAACUCAAAAUGUUAACUUUAAAACGCAUAGCCACAUGUCGUAAUAAAGUGCAAAGUUAUUUCAGAGAAGACGGUCUAGGUGAGAAAAUAGCAGAAGUUUUAGUUAUCUUACUUAAACGUUUGAAUAAACGCCUAGAAAAUUGUUUAAAAUCAUCUAAUUUAGAAUAAAGAACUUGUUGAAGAUGUUCUAUCAUUAUGGGAUGCAUUAUGAAAAACAAACAAACAAUAAUCAAUAUAUAUCUUUUUAUUAUAAACUGAAGUAGAUUGUCCGUAAUGAAGAAAUCAACAGUUAAAAAGAAAUAUAGGAACUAUUGAUGAAUCUUUUGUUAGUGUUAUUUGUAUACAGUUUGAUGUUUCAAUAUUAAUUUUUCAUUUUGAAA